Molecule: messenger RNA, 1594 nt
Organism: Benincasa hispida (wax gourd)
Lineage: Eukaryota; Viridiplantae; Streptophyta; Magnoliopsida; Cucurbitales; Cucurbitaceae
Cellular component (GO): cytoplasm; membrane
Source: RefSeq, a predicted model, not a curated record
AGAUUGCUUUUAUUUCUGGGUCGGCUAAAUACUCAGCCGUCCAUUAAAAGAACCAUUCGAGAAGUUUGUUGAAAGAGCUAACGCUAUGUUGUUAAUGGGGACGAUUCAUUUGCCUGUCACAUCAUGGCUUGUUGAAAUCGUUCUGUUUACGAAACUUUUGGGAGCAGAUUAUUUGACCCAAUUGAAUCUAUUGCAUUUCACAAGCUUAUUUUUGGUCAAAAUUAUCAGGGGGAGAGGACACGACGAUCAGAGACGUAAUCUGCCAUUGGUACGACGAUAGAGAUUUAUGGGUUUUGCAAGCAGUCAUCUGUAAUCUCUGAUUAUUGGUUUUUUCAUGGCAGCAAUAAACAGUUUCGUCGCUCAAAGGGUUCUUCCAUACACAAAACCUGAAAAACCGCACUUGAUUCCGGCUAUUCAUUUCACCAACAACAUUAGAAAAUUCAACCCAUCUGGUAAUUUGAUCCUCUCGAUCGUUAGAAGAAGAAGAUGGGGCGUUAGGUCGGUCAGUGAAGACCAACAGUUGAUUCGUUUGGAAGAACAUCGUUCGAAGGAUGAACACAGCUUAUCCCUUAAUGGGUCUGAGAAAAUUGAGGAAUAUUCUUCCUCCUCUUCUUCUUCUUCUUCUUCUUUCUCUGAAGAGAAGGGAGCAGAUGAAGUGUUGAAGGGUUUCAGUGGCAGAGCUGUAAAUGCUACCAUUGUUUUGGGAUUUGGAACCUUGCUGGUCACUAAAUUGCUUACCAUCGAUCAUGAACUAUGGCAUGGAUGGACCUUGUAUGAGGUGCUAAGAUAUGCACCUGAGCACAAUUGGAAUGCCUAUGAAGAAGCUCUCAAAACGAACCCUGUUUUAGCUAAAAUGAUGAUAAGUGGAAUCGUCUAUUUUUUCGGAGAUUGGAUUGCUCAAUGUUAUGAAGGGAAGCCACUGUUUGAGUUUGACAGGGCACGCAUGUUUAGAUCAGGUCUUGUUGGAUUUUCUCUCCAUGGAUCUCUUUCUCAUUACUACUACCAAUUCUGUGAGGUUCUCUUCCCGUUCAAAGAUUGGUGGGUGGUUCCUGUGAAAGUUGCAUUUGAUCAAACUGUCUGGUCUGGGGUGUGGAAUAGCAUAUAUUAUGUGGUUUUGGGAAUUCUUCGUGCAGAAUCUAUAACCGAUAUCUAUGGCGAACUGAAAUCGACAUUUUGGCCAAUGCUUACAGCAGGUUGGAAACUUUGGCCAUUUGCUCAUCUCAUAACUUAUGGUGUUAUUCCUGUUGAGCAAAGGCUUCUCUGGGUGGACUGUGUGGAGCUCAUCUGGGUCACCAUUCUCUCAACUUAUUCAAACGAGAAAUCUGAAGUACGAAUAAGUGACGAGGCAUCAACAGGAGAAAACGAAGCUUCACCGAGCAGUCAAUCAGACAAGGAUCAAAUAUGAUGGGCAGAGUUGGCCAGACAGAACAGAAUAGUUAUUGUUUUAUUCCUGAAACAGAUUGUAAAAUGUCUGUUGGAUUUUAGUUGUAGAUCCAAUUACAACAGUAUGCACAUGCACAUAAAAAAUGCAAUUUACAGCAUUUCAUUUUCCAAGAAGAUGAAGUAUCAUCAAUAAAAAUAACUUUCAUUCCCA